UCGGCAUCCUCUUGCGGAGAAAGAGAACUAGACACAGAGUGACAGAGAGAAACCAAGCAGAGUAGAUCUCAGAUAUAUCUGCAACCAUGUCGUUGAUCGUCGACAAGACCUCCUCUGGCCGUGAAUACAAGGUCAAGGACAUGUCCCAGGCCGAUUUUGGCCGGCUCGAGAUCGAUCUCGCAGAGGUCGAAAUGCCCGGAUUGAUGGCUUGCAGAACUGAAUUCGGCCCCUCCCAGCCCUUUAAAGGUGCAAAGAUCACUGGAUCUCUCCAUAUGACGAUCCAGACAGCGGUUCUUAUCGAGACCCUCACCGCCCUCGGGGCCGAGGUCCGUUGGUGCUCUUGCAACAUCUUCUCCACCCAAGACCACGCUGCCGCUGCCAUCGCUCGCGACAGUGCUUCCGUCUUUGCCUGGAAGGGUGAGACCCUUCAGGAGUACUGGUGGUGCACUGAGAGGGCCCUUGACUGGGGUCCCAGUGGCGGCCCCGAUCUCAUCGUCGACGACGGUGGGGAUGCCACAUUGCUCAUCCAUGAGGGAGUGAAAGCCGAGGAAGAAUUCGAGAAGACCGGGAAGUUUCCCGAUCCGUCGUCGACCAACAACGCCGAGUUCCAGAUCGUGCUCACGCUUAUCAAAGAUGGGCUGAAAACCGAUCCCAAGAAGUAUCACAAGAUGCAGGAAAGAUUAGUUGGUGUUUCUGAGGAGACAACCACAGGUGUCAAGAGGCUUUACCAGAUGCAGUCCGCUGGAACUUUACUCUUUCCAGCUAUUAACGUUAACGACUCUGUCACCAAGAGUAAGUUCGAUAACCUCUACGGGUGCCGGCAUUCUCUCCCUGAUGGGCUGAUGAGGGCCACCGAUGUCAUGAUCGCCGGCAAGAUUGCAGUCGUCUGCGGGUACGGAGAUGUGGGCAAGGGCUGUGCUGCUGCCCUCAAGCAGGCGGGUGCCCGUGUAAUCGUGACUGAGAUCGAUCCCAUCUGUGCCCUCCAGGCUCUCAUGGAAGGCAUCCCUGUCCAGACCCUCGAGGACGUAUUAUCCGAAGCCGACAUCUUCGUUACCACCACCGGUAACAAGGACAUCAUCAUGGUCGACCACAUGAGAAAGAUGAAGAAUAACGCCAUUGUCUGCAACAUCGGCCACUUCGACAAUGAGAUAGAUAUGCACGGUCUCGAGACCUACCCUGGUGUGAAGAGGAUCACAAUUAAGCCUCAGACAGAUAGGUGGGUCUUCCCUGAUACCAACAGUGGCAUCAUCGUCUUGGCCGAUGGGCGGCUCAUGAACUUGGGAUGCGCCACCGGACACCCCAGUUUCGUCAUGUCCUGCUCCUUCACAAACCAAGUUAUCGCCCAGAUUGAGCUCUGGAAGGAGAAGGGAACCGGAAAGUAUGAAAAGAAGGUCUACGUUCUACCCAAGCACCUCGACGAGAAGGUCGCCGCGCUUCACCUCGGAAAGCUUGGGGCCAAGCUUACCAAGCUUACACCAGAGCAGGCGGCAUACAUCAGUGUCCCAGUUGAGGGCCCUUACAAGCCUGCUCACUACAGGUAUUGAGGGAAGAAGCAGAAAACCGAACACUGGGAAGGCACCACGAUUAUGGAUUCCCAGUUUUCUUCGAUUUUGGUUUUGGUAGUUUUCGAUUACAUUUUUAAUAGUGGUGAGGAGCUGAUGAGGAGAGGGGAGAAUUGGUAUAUGUUAGAAUCUUAACAAGACGGUCUUGAAUUUUUAAUAAGGUUGUGAGGGAGUGGAGGUUUGUGAUGCUUAUUUACAGAGAUGUGCCUUUAGAUUCAUACUCGUCUACGUGUUUAGAAUU
This is a messenger RNA of Nelumbo nucifera (sacred lotus), 1803 nucleotides long. RefSeq names its product adenosylhomocysteinase. Gene Ontology annotation, biological process: L-methionine cycle. Gene Ontology annotation, cellular component: cytosol. Gene Ontology annotation, molecular function: adenosylhomocysteinase activity. The record is from RefSeq and is a predicted model, not a curated record. Lineage: Eukaryota; Viridiplantae; Streptophyta; Magnoliopsida; Proteales; Nelumbonaceae.